UCAUCCGGAACCAGAGAAGAGGACAAAGAGAAAAGUAGAACAAAGCUUGUCGUUUCUGGGUUUUCUGCAACAGACAAUAUCAGAGUUAUUUGAGCAAAGUGGCUUCGGUAUUAUUUACAAUUCUGUAUCAAUGGCGUCUCCACAGGAGCUUUGGAUUUUGGAAAACGGUGGAAACAACAAUUUUAAUGGUUCAAGCAAAGAAAAUCUUCACGGGAGAACCGCUCACAACAUGUCAUCGUCAUCGCUGCGUAAGAAAUCCGAUCUUGCGAUCGUCUCUAAGGUUCGGUGUGGGUUUCUGAGAUUGAUCAUGGCGAACCUGCAAGAGGUCAUCUUGGGGACGAAGCUCUCUGUUCUCUUUCCUGUCAUUCCCCUUUCCUUCUUCGCUUCUAUUUACAAUUUUGGAACGCCAUGGCUUUUCGCAUUUAGUCUGGUUGGACUUACCCCACUUGCUGAAAGAGUCAGCUUCCUCACUGAACAAGUUGCAUUCUACACUGGUCCAACAGUGGGAGGGCUACUGAAUGCAACAUGUGGAAAUGCAACAGAGCUGAUAAUAGCAUUACUUGCUCUUCACCAGAACAAGAUAGAGGUGGUGAAGUGCUCCCUUUUGGGUUCUGUGCUUUCAAACCUCCUUCUUGUCCUUGGGAGUUCUCUUUUUUGUGGUGGCUUAGUAAAUAUCAGAAAGGAACAGAAAUAUGACAGAAAGCAAGCAGACGUGAACUUCUUUCUGCUGUUGCUGGGCCUUCUGUGCAACAUGGUACCUCUUCUUUUAAAAUACACCACAAGCGCUACAUCUACGUCUAUCAGAGCAGCAGACCCAAGUCUCCAGUUGUCAAGAGUGACCAGUAUCUUAUUGCUUAUUGCAUACUCUGGUUAUCUCUUAUUCCAAUUGAAGACCCAUAGGCAGUUAUGCGACUCCCAAGAGGACGAACAUGAAGAUGAUGAUGACGAUGUAGUGGGUUCUGAAGAAGAGGCUGUGAUCUCAUUGUGGAAUGCAUUUGCUUGGCUUGUGGUAAUGACAGUCCUCAUAGCCCUGCUCUCAGAAUACGUUGUUGCUACUAUUGAGGAUGCAUCAGAGUCAUGGGGUAUUUCAGUGAACUUCAUCAGCAUAAUCUUGCUACCAAUUGUUGGAAAUGCAGCAGAACAUGCAGGAGCAAUCAUAUUUGCUUUCAAGAACAAGUUGGACAUAUCUUUGGCAGUUGCUCUGGGUUCUGCAACACAAAUUUCCAUCUUUGUGCUUCCUUUGAGUGUGCUUGUUGCAUGGAUCAUGGGUAUUGAGAUGGACCUUGGUUUCAACAUACUUGAGACUGGUUCUCUUGCUUUAGCAGUGAUUAUCACAGUCUUCACUUUACAGGAUGGGACUUCACAUUACUUGAAAGGAUUGGUUCUCUUGCUUUGCUACAUUGUUAUCGGGGCUUGCUUUUUUGUUCUCAGAACUCCACUUCACAAAGAAAAUGCUCUCACCAUUUAAGCUGAAUCAUCAUCUGGAGUAGUUUUGGCUGCUUAAUUGGCAAUGGCCAUUAAUGGGUUUAAUCCCCAAUGAAGAUCUGUGGAGCUACUAACUAUGGUGGACUCCUCUUGAGCCUCAAAGCAUUCUCCAUUCGUUCAUUUUAAAUUGGUUUUCUCAGUAUGAAACAAAAUCACAAAUUAGAUCUUGCUUCUAUCCAUUGAGGAUUUCAGCUGUGAAUUAAAAGCCCAAGUGACUCCCCAGAGUCAUUAAAAUCGAUUGAGAAUAUUAUGAUACCAAAACAGGGCGCCCUUGCAGCUGGAGAUGGGCACAUGUAUGGUAAAUCUUUUUCACUAGGAAUGGAUAAGCACUGUGUUGCUUGCUUGCUUCUUUC
Molecule: messenger RNA, 1838 nt
Organism: Macadamia integrifolia
Lineage: Eukaryota; Viridiplantae; Streptophyta; Magnoliopsida; Proteales; Proteaceae
Product: vacuolar cation/proton exchanger 3-like
Exons: 12
Coding region: 131-1468 (445 amino acids)
Biological process (GO): intracellular calcium ion homeostasis; calcium ion transmembrane transport
Cellular component (GO): plant-type vacuole membrane
Molecular function (GO): calcium:proton antiporter activity
Source: RefSeq, a predicted model, not a curated record